Trichobilharzia szidati is the source of this 1059-nucleotide messenger RNA. The record is from the annotation of a GenBank genome assembly. Lineage: Eukaryota; Metazoa; Platyhelminthes; Trematoda; Strigeidida; Schistosomatidae.
UCAACGGCAUACACCCCGAAUUCAUUAGAAAUGACCUCCUCGUCAGCUAUCAAAAUGUUCCAUAUAGCAGUAGGUGUGAUCAAGUGGACAGUGCUUUUCUGGAGUCCCUGGGCGUUUAGAAAAUUGAAAUCCUAUGACAGUCUUUUGCAGCUCUCUAGAUUCCUUGCUGUUACAUUUGCAUUAUAUUUUUCAGCACUUCUCUUUAGAGGAACUGGAAGAUUUUGCAAUCGCACAUAUCAGGAGUUCAUGACUUUGUUUUUAGAAAGCAAGAAAAACACUACUGAGGCCACUUUGAACAAAUUAUCUCUCUAUACUUUCAGCUCUCCUUGGCCUGUCCAAUUUGACGUUCGUCAAUUACCUGACGGUUGCAUAAAACCCAAAAAGACGUGUCCCAGACGUACUUCAGAUAUACCUACUGUAUUUUCACCCUUGAUAUGGGUUAUCGCACAUACUAUUGGUGUUCGUAUGGCUUAUAUUGGAUGUACAGGGAUUUUAAACUCGCUUACCUUGAAUGCCAGAUUGGAUGCACGGGACAGAUUGAGGAGACUGUACGAUAUUCGUAGAGUUGGAUUUUCAACGAGAGAUGGUGAAUUCGUGGAAGCAUUUUAUGCUGAUCGUCGAGGAUCGAUUCCGGUUUCAUCAGAAUCUACUUCAGUUGGACAUGGGGAUUCUAAGGGAGAAAUUCUAGUAAGAUGAUAUUUAUUAUUAUCAUCAUCAUAGUUAAUUAUAGUAACCAUUGCUGUGUAGCUUUUAUAACAAUAUUUAUUCGUAUUGUCGUUUUGCAUUCCUGAAAACACGAUUUGCUUUUGUUGCAGCAUCCUCUUUUCCAUCUAAAAUCAAUUAUCUAUCUCCAUAUUUUAAUUGUGAAUUGUCCUCAACAGUUUUGUGGACUAAUGCAGAAUUUAAUUCCAGUUUUUUUUCAUUAUUCACCCUCCGAGUGGAAUAUGGGGCUUCAUGAUCGCGAAGUUUCCGUACCGAUGGUGCUGUUUUUACGGCGUUGGGUUGCAAAACUAACGCACCACCUUACCUGUUUUCUGAACUUACUACCGCCUGGUAAAC